Haliotis rubra (blacklip abalone) is the source of this 4541-nucleotide messenger RNA. RefSeq names its product transmembrane protein 145-like. Bases 359 to 1909 code for a protein of 516 amino acids. Lineage: Eukaryota; Metazoa; Mollusca; Gastropoda; Lepetellida; Haliotidae. Gene Ontology annotation, biological process: response to pheromone; G protein-coupled receptor signaling pathway. The record is from RefSeq and is a predicted model, not a curated record. The transcript has 15 exons.
CAACAUCACUGUCAAUGCAUUAACGCUCCCUGUCUUUCAACGCAUGGCUGGGAAUGGCGAGAUUGUUCGGGCCGAACCACACUAUAAUAACCGUAUUGGCGUUCUUAUCCCGUAUCGGCCCGUGAUUGUUGAGCGCUCUGUUUGUAAGCUUCUGACCGGCUCAGGAUAUUAAAACACUAUGUACAGCAGGGUCGCCGACGUGAAUUAAGCCAGUGAUCCGGGAUAUACGACGCAUAUAGCUUGUUAACAAUGACGAGCACCUGUAUAUUUUGUUGCCAUGGAGGUGAUCACGUGACGUUGUACACUGUCAUGGCCGAAGAUAGACCUCGUCGAGCGAACAGUUGACAAGAGACGAAAGAUGGAUUUACGAGUGUUUUUAGGAAUUGUUUGUGUUCUCUCUGUGAAGUUUACAUCUUCCGAGGCGAAAUGGGUUGAAGGGAAUUUACAGUCAAACAGCGACUGGGAGUUCCUCGGCAGGUUCUGCUUCCUGUCAUCAAAAGGCUCCCUUGUAUAUAGCUUUAUGUACCCAGUGGACUACGGGACACAGGAAGUGUUGCUUUAUUAUGACGCGGCUUCCCAGUGGGAUGCUGUCUACAAGAAAAAUAAGGAUCUCUUUGUGUCAGGAUCUGACUGUGUCAGGAUCUCUUUGUGUAAGGAUCUGACUGUCAGGAUCUCUAUGUUAUGCGUCGCCGCGGCACGAUGUGGAAAGUCCAACGGAAGCCUUGUAAAAUAUGUGGCGGGUCUGAAGCUGGAGUACGCCAUGCACAUGACGAAUGGAGAACCCGACGACACGCUCAAGUAUGAGUUUUCUGCUGAUGAGUUCUAUAUUCUGCCAAUCAACAUUGCAUUCCUCAUAGCGUACGUCAGUCUGCUGUUUGUGUCCGUUGUGUGUGCAGCGGUACUGCGGAACCGCCAGCUCUUCCACACGACCUACAAGAUGUACAUGGUGGCGGUGGCGCUGUGGCUGUUUCAUCUGUUCCUGAUGUGUAUUGCCUACGGGAAGUAUUCCGACACUGGCCGGGAAGAGAGAGGUACCAAGGUGACAGCUCGCGUGUUCUCGUCGGUCAGCGACAUUGUCUACCUGCUGAUGCUCAUCCUGAUGGCCAAGGGGUUCACCAUCACCCGCGGUAGACUCAGCACGUCCGGAACCAUCAAGCUCACCGUCUUUGUCUGCAUCUACGCCGUCGUGUACGCCGUCCUCCUCAUCUGGGAAGCUAAUUUCUUUGACCCCGGCCUGGUGUUGUACAUCUACGAGAGCCCCCCUGGAUACGGUCUGGUUGCUAUGCGUCUGAUUGGAUGGGGCUGGUUCCUGUAUUCUAUUUUCUUCACCUUGAAGAACCAUCCCGGCAAAGGACAGUUCUUCUACCCUUUCCUCAUUUUCUUCACAUUGUGGUUCUGGGCUGGACCAAUCGUGAUCCUCAUUGCCAUGUUUGUGAUGAAACAGUGGACUCGGGAAAAGACAGUGAAUGGCGUCGAGCUAUUUGUGUCCCUCGUCGGCCAUUUGUUUUUCUUGAUACUGACUCGUCCCUCAGCAGCCAAUUCCAACUUCCCCUACCACAUUCGGACAUCCCAGAUUGGGAUCUUGACCGGGGAGGAGGGUGAGACGGAAUCUGGACAGGGGUCUGUUCCCAUGGGGGGCACAGACAAUGUUAUGGGCGGCUACCCCUAUGCCACCACAUCCACCUACAGCGGCACGUCGCCAGACUUUUCUGGACUUUUUAUCGUCUCCCAGACACACUCGGAGAAGAGGAAUGGUCAUCUCCCACCCCUGGCUGCUGAUGCCAAAUCUUUGCCUCCCCUAGGGAGUAACUUGGGCAGGAAUGAAACUCUGCCGCCAAUACAAGGCGUAAACGCCACGCCCACAGCACCACCUUCCUACGAAGCCCUCUUCAACGCCAAUAAUGCAUAAAUGUGGAUUAGGAUAUUUUGGAAUCAUAUUUUAAAUUUUUAUUAUGAAUUUCUUUUGAAAUAUCAGUAUUUAGUUUUCAUUUUAAUGUACGACAAAUGUUUCAAAAUGCUGAUAUGAAUGAUGUGAUACUGUUAAACGUGAAGUCGUGGAUUGAGAAAUGUGUUUUUUAUUUAGUGGCCUGAUUUUUUUAGUAUUUAUGCCUUCAUGUUUGAUUUUGCAAAUACUGCAUAAAAAUAUGUUUGUUUUUGUAUCAGUUAUUAAGAGAUAUUUGUUUGUAAUGUUACAAGUGAUGUCCUUACACUGAAACAACAACACAACAAAGUUACAGUUGAGUCUUUCUUGAGAUUCUCAGCUCGUCCGGCAUUGGUCUUUGUGGAAUAGUGUCUUCUGUCCUGUGCCUUCUCAUUAUCAGAUUAAUGGAUACAAAUUUUAAUUUCAUGUUUUUGUUGUUAUCGUGCUCUUGAGUAUAAUGGACAUGCCUUCUUUGGUGCAAGUUUCAAGAAGAAUUGCUGUCUUGUUUGUUCAUGUGCAGUAAAUGUUACAUUGUAUUGUUUAUGUACAAGGAGACAGCAAAUUCCAGUGUAACAGUAAAUAUUUAGAAUUUAGAAAAGUGAUUGCUGGACAUGAUGAGGUACAAUUUCAGUGGUAUUUUCUGUAAGGUAUUUUUACAUGCUGAGAUUGAUAUCUGGUGUAAUUGAAACAAAACAAGCUAGAAAAUGAAUCAGCUUGUCUUUUACACACCCGCUGCCCCUGGCCCAAGCCCCCACCCUCACCCCAGCCCCAAACCCUCAUCCCUGCCCCCUCCCCGAAGCCUCAUCCCUCUCCCAGCCCCCCCCACCCCAGAGCUCACCAUAAUAUUCCACCCACACCCCUUUCCCCAGCCCCACCACCUAGUGUGAAAUGUAUUCUUCAGUUCAGCUGAGUAUAGUAUUCAACUUGCCUUUUUGUUCUAAUCCAGGAAAGGGACGAUGGUGUAGCCUCGUGGGUAAAGUGUUCGCUCGUCACACCGAAGACCCGGGUUCGAUUCCCAACAUGGGUACAAUGUGUGGAGCCUAUUUCUGGUGUCACCCCCCAUGAUAUUGCUGGAAUAUUGCUAAAAGUGGCGUAACACCAGACUCACUAAUCCAGAGAAGUGUUUACAAACAAAAUGUCCUCCCUUAUAAGUUUGGGGGAUUUUUUUGUCAUUAAUUAUAGUUUUUGUAGAUUUUCUUGUGUAACAAACAGUUUGCCAAAAGCGCUGAAGUCCCUAAAUAUCCAUGUGAUGUUCACCGUAAAUAAGCUGUGAUUGACUCCCAAAUGUUUACCACGUUGAUGUGUGAAAUGUGUUGUUGAGGUGUGUUAGCUAUAUAUACUGGGGACAGAAAAACGUGAUUAUUUUUAAGUUUUGAUAUUUAAUGUUAGUGUGGUAUUUUUAUUUUUUUGUUGACACAUGCUCAGCAAUGUUGACACUUUAUGAUAGUGUUCUGUGACCAACUGAGUCUGGAACACACAAUACAGUGAUUGACAGCACAAGGCUCAAGCCAUGUAAGGGAAUCUACCUGUGCCUGAUUCAGUCACCUUGAACCAACACAGUGGCUACCUGUAUUUUACACCAGAGACAACAAAGAGAAAGACAGCUCUUAAAUCCCUCGACAUCUCUCAUGUCUUAUAUUACUAGGGGUAGCCCAGUGGUUAGAACGUUCGCUUGUCACGCUGAAGACCCGGGUUCGAUUCCGCACAUGGGUACAAUAUGUGAAGCCCAUUUCUGGUGUCCCCCGCCAUGAUAUUGCUGGAAUAUUGCUAAAAGUGGCGUAAGACUUAACUCACUCACUCUAUUAUUACUAGAAAACACUUUUUUUUCAUUCUAUUUUUCUUACUUUUGAAACACUUGUAUCAUAACAUUGUAAUAAUUAUUGCAAAACAAAUGACACUAUCAGUUUGUUCUUAUCUAUCAAUUCUCCAUACAUUUCUAUGACAAUAUUAUUUCUUUAAUGACUGUUCAUCUGUUGUUUUUGUAUGCUGUCACAAGCAUAAUAAUCAAAGUAAUGACACUAUUUUCCUUGUUCGAAAUCAGUAUUAGCUGGAAGCUCUCGUAAAUCUCAAGCAGCUGUUGGCUUGGCUUGUUACUGUUUCUCCUUGCUAAUUGUUCUGCUGUGUGUAAAGGGUUUUGUGUGAUGGUAUUGGGGUAUGCUGAUGUAGUCUAUGUAGAUAUAUUCUUGAUUUAACAUGAUCAGCAAAGUAAUGUUGGGGUUAAGUCCAGUAUCCAUCCAUGUACAGAGUUACUUCCCUUUGGUGGGCCAGGAUUCUAUGAUCAGUUGGGUUGAAUCCCAGAUUGAGAUGAAUUGUGGAGCCACUAGAUUCAGUACUAGAGCAGCACCCACCAGGGUCCUAAUGCCCCCCAUUUAGUAUCUGUAUAUCUCAGAUGCUGUUGUUAUGUUUAUCUUGAUUUGGGAUGUGGAAAACACGUUGCAUCAGUUGCUUUGUGUUUUCGUACACGCAGAAUUAAGGCUUGAUUUAGAUCAAACCGUGAUCCACUUAUUUAAUCAGAUCUACUUGAUUGACAUGAUCUGUAGGGCGCGCUGCAAUUCCCUGUGCAGAAUUACCUCCCUUAGCUUACCAGGAUCUUGUGAUUAUGGUUCCUAUUCCUCCCAAA